Trichobilharzia szidati is the source of this 2025-nucleotide messenger RNA. NCBI's taxonomy places the organism in Eukaryota, Metazoa, Platyhelminthes, Trematoda, Strigeidida, Schistosomatidae. The record is from the annotation of a GenBank genome assembly.
AUCAUCGGAUGUGAAUAAUACCAACAGUGAACAACACACUGAAACUACCUCACUCUUACAUCAUUACUAUUAUUAUUAUUAUUAAUGGGCAAAACAAUAACAGAAGAGCCUUUAUUCCAGAAAAAACGAAAAUUCAAAUUCCCUGACGGAUUUAAUUUAAACAAACAAUUUUCAAAUCCAAAAGAAGACGAUUACUUUGUAAUCGGUCCAUCUGAUGGGAAAUUCACACAUCCUAUCGCUUAUAGAAACAGCCAGAAACGUAAUGCCCGUAGUGUUUCACCCAAGCGAAAAGAGAACUCUGAUAAAAUGUUGAAAAAGUCAACACAGACAACAGCGAACCAACACGAUUGUAGGCAAAUACAACAAAGGCCACAAACUGUUCAUAGAACUCGAAUAGACGAAGCUAUCCAGACAGAUGGAACACAUAAAGCUUUAGAAGCAGAAAUACGACGUAUACGAAAUGAGAUUGACAAUAGAAAAAGACUAUUACGUGAAAAAGAGGAAAUAAAACAGAAUAGAAAGCAAGUGAAAACUGAUACGAACUGCUCUAAACCAGUAGGCGUUAACCAGCAUUCAGUUAAUAUUUGCGUUCCAGAUGCUCCACGUCAAGACAGGAGUAUUAAAACUCCACUUCAAGAGUAUGGACAAGAAAAAAAUCAAAAGUACGCGAUUCCUAAAGUUACAAAAUACGCCACUGAAAACGCUCGUAUCUCUGAGUAUCAGAGUGCAUUUAAAGCACCACAAAUGAAUUACCGGCUAGAUUCAACACAAUUUAUUCGACCAUCAACAUCAGCAUCAUGUAAACUGGAUAAAUUUCAAGGUCGUACAAUUCCUUACGAUACAGAAUACAGACAUGAGUACAAGCCCUUUAAAUAUGUUCCAAUAGACCAAUUAAAAUCAACUGAAAUAAUAAGAGAUGAGAAAAAUGUGAAUAUUAUUCCAUUAAGACGUCCAGUAUCAGCCUAUGGAUUUAGAGAGAUAAAAGACACUGAUGGCGAUGCAAAUAAGCGGAGAAUUCGAGCACUGACUCCACCUUCAAAAAUACCAAAAAAGAUUAGCCAUAAUAUCAGUGAAUAUAAUGCAAAAUAUCUUAAUUAUGCAGAUUUAUUAAGUAGUACUCAGCCUAAUCGACCAGCAUCAACAACAGAGAACAACAGCAACUUACCGUACAACUGGUAUCAAGAGCUAGUAGUGUUACGCGAAAAAGCUGAUCAAUAUCGAAAACGUGACAGGGAAUCCCACUUUUCACGUGAACACUUGGCCCAACUAGAAUCUGAUUCAGUUGGUUACUGGGAUCCACCAAGCGAAGAAAGUUAUAUGCAAAAUAUUGAAAAAUACAAAGAAAGUCUACAAAUGCCAAGAGCUGGAAAACCAUCUACAGACUUGGUUUCUGAUCCGUACAACGAACCAUUAGCUAGUCAGCGGAGAAGAGCAAUGCUAGACAGUUAUAAUGUUGCACAGAUAAUGGAUCAAGAGGAUUGUUCUGAUACAGAAGACGAACAAAAUCCACAGUAUCACCAUCAUUGCCAACCGGUGUACACACAUCCAUGCUCAGAAUAUAGACAUUAUGAUGUUAAUUGUCCACGAGACAACAACUAUGUAGGCAUGUUACCAGGUAAUACGAAAUAUACUCCAGAAAAUGAAUUACAACACUACAACUCAGAUUGUAGCUUAAAGUCUGAAAAUGAUCCACCUCGAACAAGUUUCGAAGGCGAUUGUCGAGCAUGUGAUCCAUGCACUAACAAUAAAUGGGCAGACUAUCAAGAUUAUCAUCAUCAUCACCAUCAGGUGGGAGAGAAAACUCGAAAUUCAUGCCCAAGAAAGCAAAGAUCAUUAGAUGAAACAGAAUCGUUGACUAGUUGUAGUUCACUUUCAGAAAAAUCUAUGGAAUUAAGUUCACGCUUAGCUUGUGAAACUCUUGAACGAGCUCAAAGACAACACGAACGUGUCCUGCGUGAACAAAAAUUAUACAAUGAAAAUGUAUACUCUCCAAAUGCCUAUUCUAACUGCAAAUCUGUACAAUAA